AGCGAGGCGAACAAAUGUUACCAUGGUAACGAUAAAAAAAGAGCCAACAAACCUGCUCCUGCCGUUAGGUUAUACAGGGACCUGUAGUUUUUCUGUCCUUCGUUGGUAUAACUUUGAACACGGAAGAAUUAUAAUAAACUACACUACCCACCAUUCACACAGUUACACCAUUCAUCACAGGGCACACUAGUGUCCAGAGUAUAUCUUGUAUCGCAGGUUGUAGGAGGUUGAACAAAGUAGAACUGAUGUAUUAAAUCGUGAUGAUAGAAAGAAGAUAGUCAGGAUUAGGGUUACAUACAGUGAGGUUUAUGAAAAAUAAUGGCAUUUCAAGGAGACAAUCAUCUUUUAAACUGGAGAAGACGCAGCAAACGAAAAACACCUGGCCAGAAGAUGCAACUGAAGAUGGACGAUAUUGAUGAAUGGAUGAAGCGAGUGGAAAUGGCCUCCGAGUUUGCGGUGUCAGAGGUGUUGACCUCUGGAGCUAACAGCCGAGCGAUGGCUCUGCAAAGCGCCGAGCAGUUACAAGAUCACGACGACGCUUACAGCGAAGCUCAGGCCCUUCUCAGUGAUUGGAUGAGCAGUAAGUUACGGCUUGAGCUUGAAAUGGACGAGGAAGACGACCCGGCCACGCCCGCUGUUCCCACAGCGGUGCUGCCUGCGUUUAUGGACUACAGCAGCUUUGAUGAGCUGUACAACCACUUGGCUGAGGAGGAGGAGGGCAAGACAGUCAGCAGCUUCCUCCAGGAGCUGAUGGACAGAGAGCUUCUGGACCCUGGGACAGCGCAGGAUCUGCUGCUGGACUUGGAUCCAGCCAGGAGGAGGACCAGGGAUCCCAGCGUUACCAUGGAAGCGCGCCACAGACAGGUGCGGGAGACCCGGGCGCGGCGGGACGCGGAGCGCGAGCGGCUGCGGCGUGCGCAGGAGGCGAGGCGGGCGGCCCUGGAGGAGGCGCGGCAGAGGGAGUGCGAGGCGGAGGCCCGCCGGCGGGAGGAGGCGCGGCGCGGCGAGGCCCUGGUGCAGAAGGAGAUGGGGAGGCUGCGACGGCAGAUGGAGGAGCAGAAGGCCCUGGAGCAGCGGGGGAGGCAGAAGGAAAGGGAGAAGCUAGACAGGCAGAAGGCAGCGGUGCUCCCCCCCAGCGCAGGGCCCUCCUUCUCCACCUACCGCCCCCCCGCAGAGCAGAGCCAGUCCAGGCUCCAUAUACUCAACCUCCAGUGUCUGCAGAGGCCAUUCUCCGGGUGGUACUCGGUGGUGCUGGAGCGCAGGCUGCAGCUCGGUAGGGCAGCGGCACUCUGCGACUGGAGGCGGAGCCUGAGGGCGUGGCGGGCUUGGCGCACGCUCGUGUGGGCCGCCCGGGAGCACCGGGAGAGAGAGGCGACAGAGGAGGAGCUGCGGACCGAGCACAGACACGACCAGCUCGCCGCGGGGGGGGACCGGAGGCGGUUGCUACGGCGAUGUUUCAGCACAUGGCAGCUGUGGUGGCAGUCGGAGAAGGGUCAGCGAGAGCUCCUGGCUCAGCAGGAGCAGACCCGAAGCAAGAUGGCUGCCCUCAUCAGCGCCGCGUCCACCGGCAGACUGAGGGGCCCAGAGGCCCCGGCCCAAGGCCUGGGGCCGCCGGGGCCCACCGGGGAGGGGGCCGACCCUCCCGGGGUCCCAGACCGCGUGGGCACUGUCAGACAGAAGAAAACAGACGUCCUCCCACCCGCCCCCUCCUCUGGUCGUCAGGGCGAUUCCCCUGCCGUCCCCCCUUUGAUGCGACCCCCCCAGCCGUGGCAGGUGACCCGCCGCCACGCCGCCGUCUCUGCGUGUGAACGGCGGCAGGCGCAGCGGAGGAGAGGAGCGGGGGGGGGAGCGGACCAGGGGCCCCGGUCGGAGCCGCGGCACGCCGCCCAGCAGCACACCAUCGCCCUGCAGAGGAAGCUCCUCCGGGAGCAGCAGGAGCACAUCCUGCUGCUGCAGAAAGAGCACUGCCUGCUGGAGGCCCGGGGAGCGGCGGCCCCGCCCCCCAGCCACGGAGCUCCAGAGCAGAGGGCCCAGGGCCGGACCGGAGACCAGAACAGUUGGGGCCGCACCCCCACCAGGAAUGCAGCCAAUCAGCAGCGGCCUCUCCUUGACCCUGUUGUCAUGGCGAUGGAGGAGCGCGCCCGGCUGCGCUUGGAGCGGAGGAGGGAGGUGGAGGAGAUGAGGAGAAAGAAAGAGGAGGAGAAGCUGGCCCAGAUGAAAGCGGAGGAGGAGGAGAGGCGGAGGCAGGAGCAGGAGGAGAGACGGGAGGAGGAGAGGAGGAGGAGGGAGGAGAGGAGGCUGCAGCGAGAGAGGGAGGAGCAGCAGCAGCAGCAUGUGAGGAGCCAGCAGGCGCUGCAGACGACCGCCCGACACCAUCACCAGAGAAGCCUGCUACUCCGGCGAGGGUUGGCGCCGUGGCAACGCCUCCUCCGCCUGAAGCGGGGCCACGAGCAGCUUGCUGUGAGGCACCACAGGGGGCGGGUCCUGUCAACAGGACUCCGAGCCUGGCAUCACUGGACCAGGGCCUCCCUGUCUGAGAAACAGGCAGCAGCAGAUCAGCUGAACCGACAGCUCCUGCUGCGGCAGGCUGUGGCCUGCUGGAGACGGCUGGUGGAGUGCCGGGCGCGGCUGGAGGAGCGCGCCCAGGACCACCACCGCGCCACCGCCCAGCGCCGCGUGCUGCGCGCCCUGCUGGCCCUCCUGACCCGGGAGAGGCUGCUCCAGUGGGACCGGCUGGAGGAGGCCCGGCAGCACAGCAGCAGGCGUGUGUUGCGGCGCUGUCUCCGGGUGUGGGUCCUCCUCCCCGGCCGGCAGAGGGAGGAGCGGGAGAAGGAGGCACGCAGGGAGCAGCUGAGGAGGAGGGUGGAGGAGGUGCUGCCGGACUUCCGCUGCUCGCCCCUGGGCUCCUUCUGAAUCUAACACACACACACCACACACCACACACACACACACACACACACACACACACACACACACACACACACACACACACUCCAGUCCCUCUGACCCGAGACCCGGUCCUCGGAGCAGCAGGUCGUCAGAAGGCUCUCAGAACACGUCUGUAUUUUGGUUUUAUAUUUAGACGGUUGUUUGGGGGGGGGGGCCCUGAAGAAAGGGCAGGAGCCUUUGUGGAGGAUGUCCGUUUCAUCAGCCCCCCCCCCCCCCAGUGCUGAGCAGGUCUCAGUCCAUCUCCGUUCUAACCUCAUGACCUGUUCAGGGCCAUGACCCCGCCUUCCCGUUAAUCCACCCUCCCCAAUGUA
This is a messenger RNA of Gadus macrocephalus (Pacific cod), 3260 nucleotides long. RefSeq names its product coiled-coil domain containing 191 (gene ccdc191). The coding region runs from base 319 to 2913 and encodes 864 amino acids. The transcript is spliced from 17 exons. Lineage: Eukaryota; Metazoa; Chordata; Actinopteri; Gadiformes; Gadidae. The record is from RefSeq and is a predicted model, not a curated record. Gene Ontology annotation, molecular function: phosphatase binding.